CAUUCGUGUCACCGACCACCUGACUGCCUUGUGACCAAAACGCCUCGCGACUGCCUCGCUCACCUGCCGGUGAUGGCGAACGAAGACGAAGCGCUGGCAGCAAUUGGGAGAUUUCUCAAGAGCUCGGGCUUCGAGGAGCCUGCAAAGCUCCUGGACAAUGCCAAGGGAAAAGGUGAGCCGGGACUGGCGGCCCGCUUGCAGGAACUGGGUUCGAAACUCCUGAGCCUUGCUGAUGUGGCAGAGCGCGGUCGCGAUCGGGGCUCCUGGACCGAGCAACUCCUGCGGCGCUUCGCAGAUCAGGCAUUGCAACAGGAAGCACAUCUGCAAGAGGCGAUGUCACAAAGACUUGCCAAUGGCCUGAGAGAGCGCUCGUGUAGCGAGGUCACGACCGGAACUGGUUCUGCAACGCCAGCAGCGACUUCGCUUGAGCCAUCCGCUUACUAUGUGCCUCGCACUGGAUCCGACGUGAACUAUGAUCCAGACAUCACGGAAGAGUACCGCGAUGAUUUGGAUCCGGGAUACCGGAUUCGAGAAGUCACCGAACAAGAACUCAUGGAGGAGAUCCAGGAGAAGUACCAACGAGCGUUGGCCGCAGCGCCCGAGCUCAUGCCCUGGGCACAGGGCUUGCUGCCCCCGGAGGAUCACUCGGGCGACCUCGCGGACGACGACGAGCUGCUAGGAGCUCCAAAGACGGACAUCGAUGAGCUUUGUGCAGGUGUGGCUGAAGCGCCUUCGGCCUCCAGACCGCCGACGCAGCCGUCCGGCGAGGCGGACGGAACCACCGAGCACACCUUGGCGGAUGCCAUCAGGCAUGGAGUGCCAUGUGCUGGGGAUGCUGAGGCCGGGCUCCCCUCGCCCAGCUCGAAGUCCGCCAACGUGCCAGCCUUUGGCGGUGAGGCUACCACGGACUUACCAGGCUCCGAGAGUGUGGCAGCCACUGCAGCUCUUGCCAUGGCACAGCCAGACCCAGCGCCUAAGGCGCUCUGUUGUGCUCGGAAAGAGCGGAAGAAUGAUGGCCGGCCGCCCAUCCGCUAUCCAGACUCGGGCGACAGUUUUUACCCCGUGGAACUGGAUGGAGUUGUUUAUGACUCCUUCAACUUGAGGAUCAUCCAUGAGCGAGAUCGCACGGGGUUCGAAGAGACCAAGGACUUUCCGAUUCGGUUGAACAGCAUUGUGGCUGGUCGAUAUCAGGUCUUGGAGUACCUGGGCUCAGCGGCCUUUUCCAGAGCUGUUCAAUGCCUGGACCUGGAGACCAACAGGAUGGUUUGCAUGAAGAUCAUCAACAACAACAAGGACUUCUUCGAUCAGUCCUUGGAUGAGAUCAAGCUUUUGCGGUUGAUCCGUUCGAACACCGAGAGCCUGGAUGAGAAGAACUGUUUGGGACUGGUGGACUAUUUCUAUCACAAGGAGCAUCUCAUCAUCGUGACCGAGCUUCUCCGAGAUAACCUCUACGAGUUCUCCAAGUACAAUCGUCAGGCCUGUGAGGAACCAUACUUCACCUUGGGACGCUUGCAAAGGAUCUCGCAGCAGGUGCUAGCAGCACUGGAGUACAUCCAUCAGCUCUACCUGAUCCAUGCUGAUUUGAAACCGGAGAAUAUUUUGAUCAAGAGCUAUUCGCGAUGCGAGGUGAAGGUCAUCGAUUUCGGCUCCAGCUGUUUCGUGGAUGACUCGCUCACGAACUACGUGCAAUCCAGAUCCUAUAGGGCCCCGGAAGUGAUCCUGGGCUUGGCGUACGACCAGAAGAUCGAUCUAUGGUCAUUGGGCUGCAUCAUUGCAGAGCUUUGGUCAGGUUUCGUCCUCUUUCAGAACGAUUCGGUGCAGAGUUUGUUGGCGCGGAUCGUUGGCAUCUUAGGGCCAUUCCCGGCACACAUGAUGGCUACGGGACGCUCUGUGCCUCAAUACUUCACACAGGAUGGCCGCCUCUUUCGGGAAUUCGAGCGGAGCACCGCGCCGCAACCGCAACCUCAGCGACGAAUGCAGCUCUUUGUGCCCAAAAGGAGUUCUUUGCGGCAGCGCAUGCGAACCAACGACGAGGCAUUCUUGGACUUCUUGGCUUCGCUUCUGCAGGUGGAUCCCUGUUUGAGACCUACGGCGACCGAAGCCUUAAAGCAUCCCUUCUUGAGUCCUGGUCGCUACAGUGAUGGUUAUCCCGCCGCCACCUGAGCGGCCACGUAAACAAGCCACCUGCGCGGGUGCGAGGGUUCGCAUAGCCAGGCAGCCUGG
Molecule: messenger RNA, 2223 nt
Organism: Durusdinium trenchii
Lineage: Eukaryota; Dinophyceae; Suessiales; Symbiodiniaceae
Source: the annotation of a GenBank genome assembly